GCACUGUUAGGCCCACCCCCCUCGAUUGGUUCACCGUCCUUCCCCAACAAGGGAACUAGGUUGUGAUCGAGUCCCUGGCACAUACAGCGUAACAAUACUGACAACCGUAACUGAUACCAAGGGGGAAGAUGGAGCACAGAGACGCCGAUUUCAACAUAUUGCUAGCCACUGAUUCCUACAAGGUGACACAUUAUAAGCAGUACCCUCCCAACACAAGUAAAGUGUACUCUUACUUUGAGUGUCGUGAGAAGAAGAAUGAUCCGACCAAGAACAGAAAAGUCAAAUAUGACAAGACUGUGUUCUAUGGCCUGCAGUAUAUCCUCCAUAAAUAUCUGAAAGGUAAGGUGGUGACCCCUGAGAAGAUCCAGGAGGCUAAGGAGGUGUACAGGGAACACUUCCAGGAUGACGUCUUUAACGAGAAGGGCUGGACUUACAUCCUGGAGAAGUACAAUGGCCACCUGCCUAUUGAGAUCAAGGCGGUGCCAGAGGGGAGUGUGAUUCCGAGAGGGAACGUUCUGUUCACCGUGGAGAGCACCGACCCAGAAUGCUACUGGCUCACCAACUGGGUGGAGACCAUCCUGGUGCAGACCUGGUACCCCAUCACCGUGGCGACCAACUCACGGGAGCAGAAGAAGAUCUUGGCUAAGUACCUUCUGGAGACUUCUGGGAACCUUGAGCGCCUGGACUACAAACUGCAUGACUUCGGUUACAGAGGAGUGUCCUCGCAAGAGACGGCGGGUAUCGGGGCCUCCGCCCACCUGGUGAACUUCAAGGGGACAGACACGGUGGCUGGCAUCUGUGUGAUCAAGAAGUACUACGGCACCAAAGACCCUGUGCCAGGCUUCUCUGUGCCCGCCGCGGAACACAGCACCAUCACCGCCUGGGGCAAGGACCACGAGAAGGACGCCUUCGAGCACAUCAUCAAGCAGUUCCCCUCGGUGCCCGUGUCCAUCGUCAGCGACAGCUACGACAUCUACAACGCCUGCGAGAAGAUCUGGGGCGAGGACUUGCGCGCGCUCAUCGAGUGCCGCAGCGCCGACGCCCCCCUGGUGGUGCGGCCCGACUCAGGGAACCCCCUGGACACCGUGCUGAAGGUACUGGAGAUCCUUGGGAAGAAGUUCACGCCUAGUGAGAACUCCAAGGGCUACAAGGUGCUGCCCCCCUACAUCCGGGUCAUCCAGGGAGACGGGGUGGACAUCAACACCCUGCAGGAGAUCGUGGAGGGCAUGAAGCAGCACAGGUGGAGCAUCGAGAACAUUGCGUUCGGCUCUGGAGGAGCCCUGCUGCAGAAGCUGACCAGAGACCUGCUCAACUGCUCCUUCAAGUGCAGCUACGUGGUCACCAAUGGCCUCGGGGUGAACGUGUUCAAAGACCCGGUGGCUGACCCCAACAAGCGGUCGAAGAAAGGUCGUCUGUCCCUCCACCGGACGCAGAGCGGCAACUUUGUCACCCUGGAGGAGGGGAAGGGCGACCUGGAGGAGUACGGAGUGGACCUGCUGCACACGGUGUUCCGCAACGGCAACAUCCUGAAGACGUACACGUUCGACGACGUCAGAGACAAUGCCAAGCUCAAGGAGAGCGAGCUGGAGGAGCUCCUCCACUGAGCGGGCCCCCGCCCCCCCUCUCCCACCUCCACCCACAUCCCCCAUCCACCCCGCUGUCCUGUACUUCUACUGUCCCCACCUGAGGGGGGAGCGCACUGCUAUAACCCCCCCCCCCCUCCUCCCAACACACACACCUCUCUCUUUAUCCUCCAGUCCCCCCCCCCAAAACCCCCCACCCCUCCCACUCCUAAAGCACUGUCCUCGGUCGGAGAGGAGAUGAGUCGAGCUCACACGUGAAAAAAGCCAAUGAAAGCCCGUCUUGGGACAGUUGGAGAGAGCGAGUGAGAGACACGUUUCGUCAGAUGUGAUUGAGUUGAGAGAGCGGGUUGUGCUUGAGAAAUGGAAGAGAGAGAGAGAGAGAGAGAUCCCACCUCCACACUGACUGUGCCCCGUGUUACAUGUACAGAGUUGUUUCAAAACAAAAAAGUAAGAAUCUCUCGGUUGACUUAGCCUUGUCUUUUUAAGUGAUGGACGGAAUAAUAUCAUGGUAUCUAAAUAAUUUACUUGCGGUUGUGUAACCGCGUGUGUGCGUAUAUGACCAAGUUUCACUAUAUUUGACCACAAGAUCUUCGCAGGAAAGGAGAUCUGAAGUUAAGCCUGGCACAAGGCCUUGAGCUUAUCUCCAACGAGCUUGGACGCUACUACAUGCGCUCACAACGAGUCAGCAGUAGCAUCUGUAGCCUGUCGACUAGCACUUCAAGCGGUCUCGAAGCAGGACAGGUCUGUGUAUACUGUCAAUGAAGGUUCCAACUCCAAAAGCACUGGGGUGGAUAUGUAAAUGUUCAAUGUUGUUUUUGUGUGUGCGCGUGACUGUACGUGUGUGCUGACAACUUCUUCCUUUAAAGGAUUAAUGAUGUUCCUUUAUGCAAAUUAUUUUUUUGCAGAUCAAGAGGGGGGGGGGGGGGGGUUGCUCCAUAAUUAUCACUUUUAAGGUUUAAAGCUGUUUCCUGUUUUAGGACAACACUACUCAACUCAUGGCCAAGUUGGUAGGUCUGGACAACGAUAAUCAUGUCUCAACUUUAUUUGCAGUACAUUUGUGUGAGUUAGUUACCAGUCGGGUUUGUUUGAUUUUGAGAACGACAGUGAGGUGGUAGCUGUAUCUUGAUUAGGGAGGUGAACUUUGUUUUACUCUUUUGAUACUGUCUUGGUUCUUAUACCUCAGAAAUUGUUUUAAUCAUUUUAUAUGGCAAAGGUGAACAAUAACAGAAUUAUUGCAGUAAAUAACCAUAUUUACCAUGACAUGGCCAAACUGCCUUCUCACAUGUACAUAACAACUUACUUUCUAUGAGAGGAGAGGGCAGGUUACUGAUAAAUAGUUAUUAUUUUUUUGUCAAAUGCCCUUUUUUUUUUUUUUUUACUUUACCAACAGAAUCCUUCAAACUGCUUGGUUGUAGUAUGACUGUUCUUGUGAAGUCAGCUUUUAGCUCAUGUUUGUAUAGUCGUGUGAAUGCCAAGUGUGUAAUGACUGAAAAUACUUUUGAAUUAUAUUUUUUGUUGUUAUAUGUAUAUGUUGAUUGUCCCAAACUCUUUCCCACAACCUAUUGGAUACUUUAACUAACACUGUUGCUAUAUUAUUGUCAACGUAUUAAAAGGACCACUCUAUCAA
Molecule: messenger RNA, 3210 nt
Organism: Osmerus eperlanus (European smelt)
Lineage: Eukaryota; Metazoa; Chordata; Actinopteri; Osmeriformes; Osmeridae
Gene: nampt1
Product: nicotinamide phosphoribosyltransferase 1
Exons: 11
Coding region: 129-1604 (491 amino acids)
Biological process (GO): NAD+ biosynthetic process
Molecular function (GO): nicotinamide phosphoribosyltransferase activity
Source: RefSeq, a predicted model, not a curated record